UGUUACUUUCAUCUGCAUGCAUCAUUCAGAAAUCAUCCUCUCGGUGGCAGUUGUAGGAUGUAGAGAGAAUUUAUCAGUUUCGGUUUUAACGAGUUUUCAAUGAACUAAUAGAUAAUAUGGAUAACAAAAACGUUUUGUUUUCUUUUUGUUAUCAGUGUAUUGAAAUGCAUACGAUAAAAUUUACAAAAUUCUGCAGAAGGAGAAUUUGGGAUUUUAAAAUUUAAAUAACUUGUUUAACUUAGUCAAAAGUGCUCUAAGAACUUUUUUUUGUACAUCACUGGUGGCAUCAUUUGUUUAGUGCAAUUGUUCUUUGCUCAUCUGUAUAUUCAUGCUUGUUACAAAUGGAUACAAUCAACCAAAAUAUCAUCGUGCAUGUGGCAGAAUUCAUAAAAGAUCGUUUCUAUUUUACUACCAUAGUUGAAAAGAAAAGGCCAAAAAUAUCUGUUACACAUCAUUAUUUCUCUACAGAUGAAGAAUUCAUAUAUAACAAUUUCUAUGCCGAUUUCGGUCCAUUAAACUUGGCCAUGGUUUAUCGAUAUUACUGCAAGGUGAAUAAAAAAUUAAAGGUAAGUAAUUAUUUCCCUAACUUUGAUUCAUGUAUUUUUCCUUCACCAUUGAACUGCAAAUAGCUUUUUUUUAAUACUUUAUUUUAUCUUUGUCGCCUAAUAGUUUAAAGAACAAUCAUUUUUCUUCUUGACUAAAAAAAUAAAAGUCAAGCUAAAUUUAGUUAAUAGACCAUCUUUAAAAUUUAA
Molecule: messenger RNA, 752 nt
Organism: Parasteatoda tepidariorum (common house spider)
Lineage: Eukaryota; Metazoa; Arthropoda; Arachnida; Araneae; Theridiidae
Source: RefSeq, a predicted model, not a curated record